Molecule: messenger RNA, 516 nt
Organism: Gloeophyllum trabeum ATCC 11539
Lineage: Eukaryota; Fungi; Basidiomycota; Agaricomycetes; Gloeophyllales; Gloeophyllaceae
Exons: 4
Coding region: 1-516 (171 amino acids)
Source: RefSeq, a predicted model, not a curated record
AUGGGAAACUUGAUCUGGCAUGAAUAUGCUCGUUUGCUCGCCGUUACGUCCAGUGUUUGUGAGUGGUCGUACUCAAAUGACGGACUACUGUCCUUGCGGCGAGCAGAUACUAUAUGGGCGAGUUUCUGGGGCUUCUAUUACCGAAAGUUCUUUUGGGAUUUCGUUGGCGGCAUCGUUAGGGCUCCCGGAGGUCUUCAGCCGUCUAAAGCCAAUGCCGUCUUCAUUACCCUGAUCGUAAAGGCCCCUGUCAUUCAGAUUCUGGCUAUGCUCCUUGCCUUUGUCAUACUGGCGCUUGAAUUGCCGAUUCCGCAAAUUAAAGGCACCAUGAUACAUCGGAACUUCGUCAUUAGAAUACCUUUGUUAUUGCUGCAGGCGUUCCUCACGAUCCUGUUCUAUCAAGGGACGAACGCGGCCUUGUGGUCCAUGAUAACUGCCGCUUGCUACGGUCGAGCUGUCGUGUUGGGCGAGACAAUGAAAGAAGCGAAGGAUAAUAGAGGGAAGGGUGGGCGCGCUUGA